UUUGUGUGAAGAGGAAUUAUAACAAAACAUUCAGCAAAGCGCACACGUACAGGACACAUCAAAACAAUUCUUUAUUUUGAAUCCUUUGUUUAUAUAUAUCAUAAUUAGCUGUGCUUAAUUUGAAACAUGAUUAGUAAAAAUUCGUUCGUGUUCACUAAUUCGUCCAAAAUAGUAAAUAUAGUUUAGAAGAUUUUGUAUAAUGUGCGCCGGGUGUGAUAGUUAUAAAAUAGAAUAGAAAAGUGUAAUACAGCAUCAUCCAUCGAAACAUCAACACGACAAAACAAUAAUAAAUAAUAAUGUCACCAAAAAAGAGUAAUUCGCAACCAAGAAUUAUGGUUUUUCGUCCAACAUGGGAGCAAUUCUCGAACUUUUCCAAAUACAUUGAAUACAUGGAAUCGAAGGGUGCACAUUUGGCUGGAGUUGUUAAAGUGAUACCACCGCCAGAGUAUGUACCACGAAAAUCUGGCUAUGACUUAGACAAUUUAAGAAUAACAAUACCAGCACCAAUUGAACAAAUAGUGUCGGGAAAACAAGGCAUCUAUCAACAAAUAAAUGUUCAAAAACGACCGAUGACCGUUAAACAAUUUCGUGAUCUUGCAACAUCCGUUCGACAUCAAACGCCCAAACACUUUGACUAUGAAGAUUUGGAACGAAAAUAUUGGAAAAAUGUGACAUAUAUUGCACCAGUUUAUGGUGCCGAUGUGGCUGGCACAUUAACCGAUUCGGAUGUUACCAGCUGGAACAUAAAUAGUUUGGGCACAAUUUUAGAUUAUGUGAACAAAGAUUAUGGCAUAUCGAUUGCUGGUGUAAAUACAGCCUAUCUUUAUUUUGGAAUGUGGAAAACAUCAUUCGCUUGGCACACUGAAGAUAUGGAUCUGUAUUCGAUAAACUAUUUACAUUUUGGAGCACCAAAAACAUGGUAUGCCAUACCGACAGCGUACGGUCGCAAAUUGGAAAAAUUGGCAAAUCGAUUGUUUGCCGAAAAUUAUGAACUAUGCAAUGCACAUCUUAGACACAAAAUGACGAUAAUUAGUCCACAAGUAUUGCGACAAAAUCAAAUACCAUUCAAUAAGAUAACACAGGAACCGGGUGAAAUUAUGAUCACAUUUCCAUUUGGCUACCAUGCUGGCUUCAAUCAUGGUUUCAAUUGUGCCGAAUCAACAAACUUUGCCGCAUUGCGUUGGGUCGAAUAUGGCAAACGAGCAUCACAUUGUCAAUGCCGAAGAGAUGCGGUGAAAAUCAGCAUGGACACAUUUAUCAAAAGAUUUCAACCAGAAAAUUAUACAAAAUGGCGAAGUGGUAAUGAUAUUGGACCACAUCCAGAAGAUGCUCAUCGUCAAAGCAAUGGAAGCAGCUCCAAAUCAAAAUCGGCGAAAAGAGCCAAAAAUCAAGAUAGAUUAUCAGCACUGAAAAGGCGAAAAAUUGACAUUUCAAAGUUUGUCGUACCUGAACAUAUGAAUCCAAAAGUUCGUUUGAAAAACAUUUGGAAAGAAUUGGCCGAUGUUGGUGUAGCUGUAAAUCUCUUGCCACCCGGAAAUGUCAAUAAAACCAUUAGCAUCAGAUAUAACAUCAAAACUCAAUCUUUAUUCGACGAUGAUAUUAUGAAUUAGCUUAACACCAACAAAAGAAAACCAUUACUCUACAGCGAAUGUGGAGUGUACGUGUGCUGAUCGAGAACUUUUCUUUUUUUUUUGUUGUGUAAUUAACUUUUUUCAUUCAAGUGUGUGUUUACUCAACGUAUUUUGAGAAAUCUUUUUUUUUUGUUUUCUUUUCAUCAACUCUUCAUUAGCAUUGGAUUCAUUAGAGUUUCUUUUUCUGCCAACUUCGAAGGGCAUCACAUUAAGUUAAGAAAGAACG
Molecule: messenger RNA, 1857 nt
Organism: Contarinia nasturtii (swede midge)
Lineage: Eukaryota; Metazoa; Arthropoda; Insecta; Diptera; Cecidomyiidae
Gene: Kdm4A
Product: probable lysine-specific demethylase 4B
Exons: 6
Coding region: 297-1610 (437 amino acids)
Biological process (GO): chromatin remodeling
Cellular component (GO): nucleus
Molecular function (GO): histone H3K9 demethylase activity; histone H3K36 demethylase activity
Source: RefSeq, a predicted model, not a curated record